Messenger RNA from Anolis carolinensis (green anole), 3717 nucleotides. It is a transcript of the gene ctsd, whose product is annotated as cathepsin D. Lineage: Eukaryota; Metazoa; Chordata; Lepidosauria; Squamata; Anolidae. The transcript is spliced from 9 exons. Gene Ontology annotation, biological process: proteolysis. Gene Ontology annotation, molecular function: aspartic-type endopeptidase activity. The record is from RefSeq and is a predicted model, not a curated record. The coding region runs from base 163 to 1362 and encodes 399 amino acids.
UGAUGGGGGGCUUUGUCACGAGGGCGGAUUGCUCAGUCAUCUCCUUCAUAUCCAGAAGCAGCCAGCCUCGGCCCCGCAAAAGGGCUCUGCGAGUGGAUCAGAGCCGGACUAGUUUGCCUCCUUCUUUCCCACGCCUGCAUCGCUCGCCCUUGUCUUCCCAGGAUGGGGCUCCGCGCUCUCGUGCUGCUCCUCUCGGUGGCCGCCGCCUACUCGGCGCUGAUCAGAAUCCCAUUGAAGAAGUUCCCUUCUCCACGCAGUAUCUAUGCUGAAUAUGGAACUGACCUGCAAGACCUGGAUAAGUUGGGAGAAAUGCUGAAAUACAAAUAUGGGGGUCCAGGUGCAGGUACGCCUACCCCAGAGACUCUGAAGAAUUACAUGGAUGCACAGUAUUAUGGAGAAAUUGGCAUUGGAACACCACCACAAAAGUUUACUGUGGUCUUUGAUACUGGAUCAUCCAACCUCUGGGUGCCCUCUGUCCACUGUCGCUUGUUGGAUAUUGCUUGCAUGCUGCAUCAUAAAUAUGAUUCUUCCAAAUCGAACACAUAUGUGCAAAAUGGCACAAAAUUUGCCAUCCAUUAUGGUACCGGAAGCCUCUCAGGAUUUAUCAGCCAAGAUACUGUAACGAUUGGUGACAUAGCUGUCAAGAAUCAGAUGUUUGGAGAAGCUACCUCAGAGCCUGGCAUCACAUUCCUUGCUGCUAAGUUUGAUGGCAUCCUUGGCUUGGGAUUCCCCAAGAUCUCUGUAGAUAAAGUGACUCCUUUCUUCGAUAAUGCAAUGAAACAGGGGCUACUUGACAAGAACAUGUUUUCCUUUUUUCUAAACAGAGAUCCAUCGUCAUCACCUGGAGGGGAAAUAAUUUUUGGAGGAGUAGACCCAAAGUACUACAGUGGAGACUUCAACUGGGUGAAUGUCACUCGCAAAGCUUACUGGCAGGUCCACAUGGAUAGGGUUGAAGUUCCCAGUGGUCUGACGGUGUGCAAAAAUGGCUGUGAAGCCAUUGUAGACACAGGAACCUCUCUCAUUACAGGCCCAACAGAUGAAGUCAAGGCUCUGCAGAAAGCCAUUGGAGCUAAGCCCAUCAUUAAAGGACAGUAUAUUCUUCCCUGUGAAAAACUUGCCACCCUCCCCAUUGUGUCCUUUGUCCUAGGAGGAAGAAGUUAUUCUCUCUCUGCAGAGAAUUAUGUCUUGAAGGUUACUGUGCAAGGAGAAACUCUCUGCUUGAGUGGAUUUUCAGGCUUAGAUGUCCCACCACCUGGAGGGCCUCUUUGGAUCCUGGGAGAUGUCUUCAUUGGUCCCUAUUAUACAGCGUUCGAUCGGGAUAAUGAUGCAGUCGGUUUUGCAAAGUGUACCGGCAAAGUGUAAAAGCUUCUGGUCACCACCUCCCCUAGUCUUUUUACACAGUGCACUCUUAAAUAAACACACUGGGGCUUUCCAUUGUGAUUUAUUAGCAUUAGGAAAAAUCAGAGACAUGCAAAGGAAAGAAACCUUUUAAAAUAUUAAUGAAAACAAUCAUAGAUUUUAUUUUCCUGUCCCCCCAAAUACCAGAUCAUAGAAGUUGUCCAGUAAAAUUAAUAAAAAUGAAAAGUCCCCGCAUUGUAUAUGCUCUUCUAACAUCAAGCUACUUGAAACACUAGCUGUCUGUGUACUUUCUGAGCAUAAAUACAGUAAAUCCUUAAUUCAGGGUAAUAAAAUAAUGUGCUAUCUUCAUACCAAAAAACAACACUCACACAUACACACAAAUUAAGCAAGCCAGUAAAUAUAGCAAAUUGAGUCUUCCGUAGUUGACUACAGUGGAAGUGCUAAGUAGUUGGGUGGUUACUAUUUAAUUUUACAUUUGUUUGAGCCCCUGUUUGCACUGUUGAAGAUUUGGAAGAUGGAUUGGCUAUAUUUCCCAUAUCAUGCGUGGGGGGUGGUCUGAAACUAAAAGGUCCUGAUUUACCAAUUUUACAAAGCAAGCAGCAAAUGUGGCUCUAGCUAGUUGAGAAUUAAUAGCAAAUAAUAUUCAUAGUGGGUAGAGGGAGGAGUAUUUCUAUAGCAUAUGACUGAGUUCCCCAGCUCUUUUUUUUUUUUAAAUGUCCCUAGUUGACACUUUGGCCUGAGCAACUCUAUUCCAGGAUUGAUUUAGUUUCACCAAUGUCUUGUAGACUUUCUCUUUAGAUCUACAACCCCUUUGUAUUUGCCAGGGUUUUGUUUUUGUUUUUUGAGGGAGGGAGGCGAUAGCUAUAAAGAAAAGUGUCCUUGUUGUGGUUUUUCCAUUUCUUCAAAACCACAGCGUACUGUCAACCAAGAAUUUUUUUGAGCCCUUCUAGAUAAAUGUGGAUUUGAAGAAGCAUCUAAAAACAUUUUCCUUUUAAAGAUCACAUCUUUUCUUUAACCUACAUAAUAACUUCAGUAACCCCCCCCCCCCACACACACACACACCCCUCCAGUAUUGUUUCUAUUAAGAAGAAGAAGACUAUUGUGAUUAGUUCUGUAAAACAUGCACUGUUUUGAGAUGUUUGUCUAGGAACCUUGCUGCUCCCCACAUGAAAACUUUUGUAGUUGGAUAUCUAGAGAUGUACACUCUCAGUAUUAGACUUGAACUCGUUUUGACCUGGCUGUGGAGUAGCUGUUCAGAGCAGGGAGGGGCGUUAGGUAGCUAGUAAGUUAAAUAGAAUUUUAUUAAUAUUCGCUUGAUGGAGAUUUUCAGCCCCUCUUAGCUUAUUUUGCAAUAUCCCAUAAUACUUGGAUCCAGGCCCAAGGUUGUGACAGCAAGGAUAACAGAAAGGAAGCCUCUUGAGAUUAAAAGAACAUAGGGCUGUUUGAUGUAAAGCCAAUAGCACUUACGGGAAUAUAUUCUCUGAAACUAGGUGAAAAUUCUGCACUUGCAAAGCAAUGCCAUAGGAAAGCUUGUGAAAGCAGGGGACUAGAAAAUAUCAGGAGUUUCAGCAUAGCUUUAUGACUACUAAAUGGUUAUCUAUUGGAUUAAUUAUUUCAGAUCUUGACUAGCAAUUAUGAUUCCUUGAAGUCUCCAGAGAAUUAGAUGGGAUGCCCAUUAAGAUCUGUAAAUACCUGGUUACGUUCCUCAGAAAGAUUUUGCCACUCAAAUCAUAUUAUGUUUGCAUCUGCAAGGUCAAAUAUUUCUUUGACUGAGAGGCAUCCAUAAAUUAUAUCAUGUUCCAAAUUACUCUGAGAUGUAAUGAAAUACUCUUCUCUAAAUUCUGCUUGGUGCUUCUCUCUUCUAAUACUCUUCAGUCAUGACUGCCAAAGUAAGUUUUCAUUUGAAAGCAUAAAAUGCAAACAAAUAUUCACAGAGCCAUUAGUUUCCACCAAGUGCCCAAGGCUCUUUAAGACAGAAAGGAUACCAAAAGUAUCUUAACACCUUCAGGAGUCAAUUUUAUUCUUCUGAACACAACUAAAAUGCCAUAAAAUUAAGAAGUAGCUCCACAGUCCUGAAUUGAUAAAAGAGGAAAGUAAAUGUACCACAGAUUUUGGGGAGGUGUCUUUUUCGUAACAGGAUAAGUUUUGUUUGAAUGCAAAUUCAGCUAUUAGAUCAAAUUUGCAUUAUUUUGAAUGCAAAUUCAGCUGUUAGUUUGCUACCGUUCCCCUGUUUUGCUUGCUUUUAUAAAUAAGUGGAAUGCUGUUACACUCUCUUAUUGUUGGAGUAAUACAAUCUGCUGUCAUAUCAGUUCUCAAUUUGUUAUAGAAACGAAAUAAAGAUUUUGUUCCCUACCACCA